ACUUACAUUAGUCUGUUCCGACGCGAGUAUCUAUACACACCAAAAAACAUACUUACGCAAACGCGCUCCGCGUACACAUUCUUAUACGUAAUGAUAUUUUUUAAAUCUACAUAAUAUCAUGAUAUUAAGAUGUCCUCAUACUGUCGCAUUACCGGUAGAAGUCGUGGUUUGCCGAAACCAAAUUAUUUUCCUUUACUUCCACCAAUAUCACCAGCAGAUGCUAAAAGAUUUUGUAGAAUUACUGGUAAAUCUUAUGGAUUACCUGCACAUCAUUAUAUACCAGUGUUGAUGGGCAGAAAAAAAAUAUUAACAUCUGGGUCGAAUCAUGAAGUAUUAAACGGAUAUAGAUAUGUGUUUCCGGUUAUAGAAGGAUGCAUAGAACUUUCAGAAGUAUUAAAAUGUGAAUGUGAUAGCAAAAAAAGAUAUGUGUACGCGGUAGACAAGCGUAGGUGCAGUCUUAUCUUCCCAAACAAUUUAGAAAUUGCUGUUAGAGAUGGGAACGUUAAAGAUAUAAUGUUUUCCGAAACUAGUGACACAAUAUUACUAAAAUUACGUAAGGGUAAUACAGUAGAGAUAGAAGUUAAAGAUGUAGAUAUAUCAGAUUUGCAUUUAUUAGAAGGUGAAGGCUUUAGGAUUAGGCCUAAAAAAAAAUUAAAAUCUACUAUAGACGAUUGGAGACGAAAAAUAUUUGAAGAUAAAGAAAAAGAGGGAGAAGCUGAGCUUGAGCAGGAAGAAUUAAAAUCAAAACGUUUAACAUUUUCUACUGGCUAUGGUAAAUUAAAAACACCUAUUAAGUCAAAGUUCGCUGUUUUAAACACAAAAUCUUUAAAAUUUGAUGAAAUAAAAAACAUUGUUAAACCAUCUGUUAAAAAGUUAAUUGACAUAGUUAAAUCAUCAAAUAUUAAACUUGACUGUGAUAUAAUGCCUGAUCCUAUUACCAUUGAACCUAGUAUUAUAGAUCUCAGUACAGCAUUUCCAGGUGUUAUUCAUCAGCCAUUAAUUGAUAAUUCGGUUCUUACAAAUUUACCAAUUAAUCCAGUUAUUUCAUCAAUAAAACCAUUAAUAAGUAAUUUCACAAAAUUGUACCGUGUUUCACCAGAUAAGGAUUCAUUGUUUUUUACAGAAUUAAAAGAAUUUUUUUCUGGUGGAGAAAUUGACAAAUUAAUACAAUUAAAUGAAGUUGAUAUAUUUAUAAAAAAUAUGCAUUUAGGCACACAAAAUAUUAUUAAUUCAGAAAAAGGAAGUAUUAAAACGCUAAAACUCGAUAUUGAUGGUACACAAAAAUAUAUUCCUGGACAAUAUGUACAAACACCAGAAGGUAAUAAAUUUAUACCUGGAACAGUUUUAAGUACACCAAAUGGUGAAAUGUUUGUACAUGGCUUAAUCAUUCAAUCUUCUGAAGGACCAAAACUUUUACCUGGACAUGUCGUUGGGGAUUCUCAAUCUCCUAAAUUUGUUGUUGGACAAAAUAUAAUAACUAGAGCUGGUGAAUCAUUUGUACCCGGACAAAUAGUCACUAUUAAUGGUGAACAAAAAUUCAUCCCAGGACAAACAAUCAUAAAUCAACAUGAUAUAAGUUUUGUUCCUGGUCAAGUUAUUAAUACUGAAGAUAUCUCACAAUUUAUUCCAGGUCAAACUAUAAUGACGAAUACAGGUCCUGAAUUUAUACCUGGUCAAUUUUGGGAAGGUAAUAAAAUUGAAUUUACUCCAGGUCAGAGCAUUUUGAAAGAAAAUGGAGAGUGGGAAUUUGUUCCAGGAGUACGGGUAGGUUCUUCAUUUGUUCCGGGGUUAAAUAUCGAAGAAGAAGAGCGUAAAGAUUUUGUCCCAGGAAGAAUAGUUGAAGCAAAUGGCUUCACAUCUUUUAUACCCGGUAUUACAUCAUUAGAUAACAUUGGAAGUAUGCAAUUUAUGCCCGGAAUCAACAUAGAAACAGACCAUGGAACUAAAUUUGUGUCUGGGAAUAUUUUAAGCGAUGAAACUGGAAAUAAACAGUUUGUGUUGGGUCGUGUUUCUGCUUCAAAACAUGGACAGAUCAAAUUUAUUGCUGCAAAAUCAAUUGAAGAAGUCGUAUGUUCAGAUGAAAUUCAGUCGGGGAUUUUAACAAAUAAUUCAUUUUAUCCCAUGGGAGAAAAAUCUGAUGAGGUUUACGGUCAUAUGGUGCAAACUGCAUAUGGUAUUGAAUUUUAUCCUGGUGAGAGAAUUGGCUUACCCGCUGGUAAAAUAAUUCCUGGUAAAUUAUUUAGAAAUAACGGUGUGAGGUUUGUUCCUGGAGUUAUCGUCGAUGAUAAAUUUGUACCAGGUCAAGUAGUAGUAACAGAUCGAGGAGAGCAAUUUGUACCUGGACAAGUUAUAGAAACUCACAAUGGGCCUAAGUUUGUUCCUGGACAAAUUGUUGAUACUGAAAAUGGUUCAAAAUUUGUGCCAGGACAAACAAUGGAAACAAAAGAUGGUGUAAAGUUUGUACCUGGUCAAAUAGUUGAAACUAAAUCAGGGCCUACAUUCAUACCCGGUCAAAUUAUAUAUACAGAAGAAGAAGGAUCAAGAUUUGUUCCCGGACAAGUUGUAAAUACAGUAGAAGGACCUAGAUUUGUACCAGGAAGAGUUAUAGAAACUGGUGAUCGAGUCAUUUUUGUUCCUGGACAAGUAGUUGAGACAACAGAGGGUUUAAAGUUUAUUGCACCUGAUCUUCAUGAUGAAGACGAUGGUAAUUAUAAAUUUAGUGUUCAAGGUUUUGAAGUUCCUCCAGAAGAACUUAAAGUUCUUCAACCUAGUUUUCCUCAAUCUUCAUACUUCACAAAAAGUAGAGAAAUGGCGUUAGAUUCAAAAAUGUUGGAACAGUUGUCAUUAGCUGGAAUGAGUAUUGGACGACAUGUGCCUGUUGAAUUACCAACUGUUGAUGUAAGCUCUUUACCGUCAAUGCAUAUAGCUACAGCUAUUUCUGAAAAAAUAGAGCUUAAUAAUGAAGCAACUAUAAAAUUAGCCCAUAUAAUUAAUCGUUUAUGUAAACUAGAAAUUAAAAAGUCAUACUAUGGAUCACCAUUGCUUCAAUCACUUAUAAAUAAACUGCCACAAAAUAAAUCAACAGAAAAUGUAGGUCUUAUUUUAGAAACUAUUCUGUCCUCUGGAAAUUCUAGCCCAACUGCAAUAUUAAAUGAAAUAUACACAAUUGUAUUUGAUGAAGGAUUUAUUACAGAUUUAAAAAAUCCAAACAAAGUUAAUGUAUUAAAAGGUAUUAUGAGUAAUUCAGAAAUUGAACCUAAUUACAUAUCAGAAGCGUUUAACGAAAUACUUAAUGAAAUAGAAGAUUCUAAACUUCGUUUAGCGUUUGAACAUAUUACGAAAAACAACGUAGAGCUAUUAAAUCUAGUAAAAUUAAAAAUAAAUUUAGAACACGUUCAAACUGAAAAAGAAGCCAUCGAAGCAUUACAGUGGGCAAUCGUUAAUACAAUCAAUGAAACUAGUGAUAUUAGUGUAAAUCAAGUUUUAAGUAAUAAAAAAAGUGAAUGUUUUAAUCGUUUGUUAUCUGAUGCUGUAGCACUCGCAAAAGCUCUUGGUUUAAGAGAAGUUGUAUCAGUUCUUAUAGAUGUACUUGAUGACCGUCGAUCUUCUGACAUACUAGCAUCAGACAAAAUAACUAUUGAUAUAUUGAGACGAUUAACAGUAAUGAGAAAACUUGCAGAGAGAAGACCAGAAUUCAAGUGUACUUUAACAAGCAUGACAAAUGAUCCACAUGAAGCUAGAAAAGAUCCAAAUUUACGUGAGCUAGUCAGAGAAAGUGCAAUUUUAUUGUUUCCACCUGAAGUAAAAGUUGAAACAUCUUUUGAUGUACCCUUGGAACUAUUUAGUCCUUUGAAUAGCUUAGCUAUGGAAGAUUUUAUGGUGAAAUCCAGAAAAAUGGGAAUUUUGCUUAUAAUAAAAAAUGGACUCCAAGCAGUAGUACCUCGUGAAGCAGCUAGAUCAGUUUUGACUGGAGAAGUUCCUUAUUCAGUAUUGGAUGAAAAAGGAAUACAUCGAUUUGAACCAAUGAAUGUUUUGGAUGCAUUGAAACUUCCUGCUUUUACUCCAGGAAGAUAUUCUAUGUAUAAAUGUGCUCUACAAAGAACUUUAACAGAAGAUGAUGGAACACUUACAAGAGACAGUUCUAUGAGUAUUGAUGAAAGAGCAUUGUCAACAGAAGAGGGUGGUGGAGAAGAAUUUGAAAUUCUACAAGAGUACGAGUCAGAGCCUAUUGAGGGAGCUGAUGAAGAAGACAAUUUAAUAUUAGAAUCUGGAGACAGAGUAGUUGUAUUAAAACAGUCCAAAGAUGACCCAUCAAUGGAUACUGAGGUAAUACGGGAUUUACAUUUGGACAAUUCAGCAGCCAAACAUAAAAUGUCUAUUAGACCAAAAAAAAAUCACUCCUUCAAGCAAAAAACUUUGGAAUCACAUGGGUCAUUAGUACAAAGUGUUGACGAGCCUACAAAAAUGGGAUAUGUUCCGAACAGUAUACUUAAAAAAAUACCUACUCCAAUUAGAGCCACUGCUAUUAUUCCUGUAGAUGGACAAAGCUUAUCAAAAAAAGAUGCAAAAUUCAAUAGAGAUGUUGUUCUUGCUGAAUUGGUUGAAACUGAAGAGGAAUUUGGUCAAGAUAUUCAAGAAGUAGUAGAAAGGUAUUUAAAUCCACUAGAACGAAAUGAUGCGCCCAGGUUGGUUACAGAUAGCAAAGAUAUUAUUUUUAACAAUUUAAAACAAAUUUCACAGUUCCAUAACACAGUAUUAAUAUCUGGUUUAAAAUAUGCUGCUAGCGAACCAAAAACAAUGGGAAGAACUUUUUUGCGACUUGAACGAGAUUUUGAUAAACAUGUUAACUAUUGUCAAACUGAACCUGAUUCACAAGAAUUUUUAGAAGAAAACUAUGAAGUACAUGAGUAUUUUGAGGAUGAACGAUUAAAGCAUAGUGAUGAUAAAAGUCUUUCUGAACAUCUUAAAUUACCAAUUCAGCGUAUUAAUGACUAUCAGCUUUUAUUAAAAGAGUUAAUUAAAUAUUCGUUAUUAAUCGGAGAAGAUACUACUGAUUUAGAGAGAGCUCUUGAGUUAAUGUUAUCAAUCCCUCAUCGAUUUAAUGAUAUAAAAUUUUUAACUAAUAUCGAAGGAUACCACGGCUCUAUUCACAAACUAGGUCGAUUAUUAAAACACGGAUGGUAUUAUGUUCAAGAUGCUGAAGAUUCAAAGGGACACCAACGAUACUGUUUUUUGUUUAAAUCAAGAAUACUAGUGUGUAAAGUACGUCGUAUUUCUGAAGAAAGAUCUGUGUUUGUUUUAAAAGACAUUAUCAGGUUGCCUGAAGUAACUGUUAAAGUAGCUCCUGACAGUAAGCGUGUUUGGGAACUUUACCAUAACCAAGGAGAAGUUGGAAAUUAUCCUUUUACGUUUAAAGCCAACGAAGACAUAAGUAGAGACCAGUGGAUUUCUGAAAUUAAAGAUCAUCAAAACGAUUUACGUGAAAAAGAAGAGUUGAAAGAACGGUGUUGGGAAAGGGAUAACAUUUCUAUUUGUGAAACAAGCGUAUCAUCAACACCAGUGACGAAAGUUGAACAUAAUAACGACGAUCUCAAAGUUCAGAAACAGAAAGACGAAGAUUUAUUUGAACCUUUAAAAGGUAUUGAGUUGGAUAUAUCUUCUGAAAUUGAAGAAGGUUUGGAUCCUAUUGAAAGAAGAUUAGCACCUAAACCACUGAAACACGUAGAAGAACCCAAACGACCUCCUCUUACACUGCCUCAUAAACAACCAAUAUUUGAAUGUACAUCACCACCCGGUGAAGUUCAAAAAUCUCCAGAACUUCCUAAACAAGAAGUUGAAGUAGUAUUAACACAAGAACCUGUAAUUGAUGAAAAAACUAUAGAAGAAAAACCCGAAGAACUUAUUGUUACUGAUCCCCCUAUUACUAAAAUGGAUCCUCCUCUUUCUCCUGAAAGAUCACCAUCACCUGCUGAAGAAGUUAUUGAAGAAGAACCGCUCAAGUAUAUACCAGGCGUUUCAAAACCUUAUUUCCACACAAAUAUUAAAGGAACAAACCAUGGAGGUAUAUUUGAAGAGAAUAAAGAAUGGUGGGAUGUCAAGGGUGAAUAUAAAUCUGAACGUUCAGUCAAUAAUGAAUCUUCUCUUGAAGCUGGAGAAAAUGCUGUUUUUGAAUGCCAAAUAGAAGGAGCUAUAACCGUAACAUGGCUAAAGAAUAAUAUGCCUUUGCCAAAUAGUAUAUCUCAUAGAGUUUCUAUUACAGGAGAUAAAGAAAAUAAUGUAUAUAAAUUGCAAAUAAAUAAAGUAAUAGAAUCAGAUUCAGGAACCUAUACGAUUAAAGCUGAAAAUGAUGUCGGGACAUCAACUAGUACUGCUCAAUUGUUUGUCGAAAAUAUUACUGCCAAUGAAAAGAAAGCUAGAGCUAAAGCAAAUGCACCACUAUUUACUGUGAAACUUUCCGACGCCGAACUUUUAGAAAAUACUCAUGCAAGAUUUAUGAUAGAGAUUAAAGGGAGUCCAGCUCCAAAGUUGAAAUUUUACAAAGGUGAUGUAGAACUCUCUCAAAGCAAUGAAAGAAUACAAAUAUUGGAAGUCAAUAAAGAAAUGGGUAUGUAUGAAAUAGUAAUACCCAAUGUCAAACCAGAAGAUGCAGGAGAAUAUAAAGUUGUAGCCAGUAACAAAUACUCAGAAGACUCUUGUUCAUGUGUGGUAUCUGUAACUAAUGAAAAAGAUUUAUGGACACGGAUCGAAAAUCAUACUCCAGAUAUAGCCCCAAAAUUUACUUGGUUAAAGAAUGGAAAGGCUUUCAAUCCAGAAGAAAGAUUCAAAGUGUUAUUUAAGGAUGAUGAAGAUUCUUUAGCUUUGGUAUUUCAAAAUGUAAAACCGGAAGACGCAGGGUUAUAUACAUGUAUUGCUUCAACAUCACACGGAAAGAUUUCAUGUAGUGCUGAAUUAAAUGUGCAAGGCGUUGUCAAAGAAAGAAAUUUACCUUGUGCUCCAAAAAUUAUUACAGAAGUAAAAGAAUUUGAGACUAAAAUACACAGCACUGCAAUUUUAGAAGCUAAAGUUUAUGGCGAUCCAGAACCGGAUGUAGUUUGGCUAAAAAAUGGCGAAAAAAUACAAAAAAGCACAAGAAUAAAAACAAUGUUUGAAGAAAAUACUUCAUCAAUAGUGAUAAAAAAUGUCGAAGUUGAUGACGAAGGAGAAUAUCAAAUCAUUGCCCAAAAUGAAGUUGGAACAGAAUCUGAAAUAGUGAAUCUAUCAAUUAAAGCUGCUCCGAAAUUCAAAAAAAAUUUAUUGGAUUACGAUGGCGUUACUGGAAAAGAUAUUUCGUUGACUGUAGAAAUAGAAGCGUCACCUAAACCAAUUGUUCAAUGGUAUAAAGAUAGUAAAACUAUUAAAAAAUCAAAUAAAAUAAAAUAUGUAACUGAUGAAGUAUCUGGUACUUAUACUCUAAUUAUUUUGAAUACCAAAAUGGAGGAUGCUGGUUUAUAUUCUGUGGUUGCUUCAAAUCAGUUCAGCCAAAUAUCAGAUGCUUGUCAGGUGAACCUAAAAAUGCCUCCUCAAUUCAUUGGUGCUUUAGCUAAGGAAGUAGAAACUUUUGAAGGAGACUAUGUGUCACUUAGUGUCAGAGUAGAAGGAGACCCAGCUCCCCAAGUAAAAUGGUAUUUCAAUGAUGAAUUAAUUAUUCCUGAAAAUACACAUUUCAAAACAAAUACCGAAGGGGAUGUGCACACGUUAUUAAUAUGUAAUAUAACUAGGCAAGAUUCUGGUAAAUAUACGUGUGAAAUAAGUAAUGAAUCAGGAUCCAACACUAGUGAAGGGAAAUUGUUUGUAAAAUGUCCACCGAUUUUUAAAAUUCCCUUGAAAGAUACUAAGACAAUUGAAGGUGAUACAGAUGUAGAAUUUACAGUGCAGCUUAACGCAUAUCCAAAACCGACUGUGAAAUGGUUUCGCGAAGAAGAAGAAAUAACAGAAACUACAACAGAGUUCACUUGUGUUGAAGAUGGAAAUAAUUAUAAAUUGAUCAUUAAAGAGGCUAAAACAAAGUUGUCUGGGAAAUAUAAAUGUAGGGCUACUAAUGAAAUUGGCUCGUAUGAUUCUGAAGCAACUCUUACUGUAAUGUCUCAACCUACAUUUAAAAAUGGCUUAAAAGAUUUGGAUAUAGCAGAAGGUGGUUUACUUAAACUACAAGUAACCUGUUAUGGUAGUCCGCCUCCGGAAAUAAAAUGGUAUAAGGAUGGUAAAGAAGUCCGUAGUGGUGCACAUAUUAAGAUAUCGAGGGAUACAAAGAGGGUUGAAAACUUUAGUUUAACUGUUAAUUUGGUGAAAUUUGAAGACGGCGGAGAAUACGAAGUUAGAGCAACCAAUGAAAUGGGAACAGCUGUCACUAAGAGCAUAGUUAAUGUUUUAGCCAAACAUUUAACCGAUUAUCAAGAUGAUGAAAACAAAGCAAAGCAAGAUAAAAAAGAAGUGGGUGAAACUGUUAGCAAUCAGCAUAAAGUGUUAUCAUCAUGUGAUAUGAACACAAGCAGUAUUUCUGAAAGCUGUUCAGAAUUUCUAAAAAAAGAAGACAUGAAAACUAUUAGAACAUCACAAAUAACAGAUGGUGAUAACUUCUUAAAAACUGAAAAAAGUGUAUUAAUUAUGAAUAAUCAAGCUACAGAAUUUAGUUGUGUAGAAAUAAGUUGGGAAGAUUCUUCAUCCAAAAGUAAAAGUUAUUAUGGUAUUGUCGAAGAACCAAAAGAUGAAAGAAUAAUACCAAUAAAAAUAGAUAGAGGUAUAUCUAUACACACUGCAACAGAUGAAGAAGAAGAGCCAUAUUGGAUAAUUGAUAAUAAAAAAAUGAAAAACGAAGAACAUGUUCAAACUAUAAAAGGAGAGGUAAAAAAAAAAACAUGGAUGACAUCCACUCCAAACAGUGAUGAUGAAGAUAAUAGUUCUUUAAAUGAUUUAUUCUUGCGCGUUAAAAAACAACGAAACGAUUUAGAAGAUAUAUUACAAAAUAAAAAAAUUGAUAUAGAUGAAUCCUCACUGAAUGAAAAUGAAAAUAAUAACACGUUGACAUUAAUAGAAAAAUUAUCAAAAAAAUACUCAAAACAGGAAAAUGAUGAUUUAGAAAAAUAUACAGUAUCAUCAGUGUAUUCUACCGAUUAUAAUGUCAAAAUAAGUAGAAGACCAAUAUCAAGAUUAUCAUCAUAUGAUGAUCAACUAACAAUUUUACAAAGACAAUCACUCUCAAGGUAUUCCUCAACUGAAGAUGAAGAUAAUAGAAAUAAAAAAACAUACUUAAAUGCAUCCACUGCCGAAAAAAAUUUAGACUUAAACCAUUCUUCUUUAACGGAAAAUAUAGAAGACUUAGUACGAUAUCCAAAACAAGGAUCAAUUUCAAAAUUUUCAUUAAUAAAUGAGACAUUACAAAACAAGAGGGAAUCAUAUUCAAGAUUAACAUCUGAUGACGAAAACAAUACAUUUUAUAAACAAGAAUCAUUAUCAAAUAUUAAACCUGAUUCAAUAUCUCGCUUCGAUUCUACAGAUGAUAAAAGUGGGCUUUCACAGAAAAAAUCAUUGUCCAGAUUAACCUCUGUAGAUGAAACUGAUAAACCAAAACGUGGUUCAUUAACUCGAUUCGAUUCUACAGAAGAUAAAAGUGAAAAAACACAAACCGAACCAUUGUCCAGAUUAACCUCUGUAGUAGAAACUGAUAAACCAAAACGUGGUUCAAUAUCUCGAUUCGAUUCUACAGAAGAUAAAAGUGAGAAAACACCAACCGAACCAUUGUCCAGAUUAACCUCUGUAGAUGAAACUGAUAAACCAAAACGUGGUUCAAUAUCACGGAUUGAUUCUACAGAUGAUAAAAGUGAAAAAACACAAAAAGAACCAUUGUCCAGAUUAACUUCUGUAGAUGAAAAAGAAAAAACACAACGUGGUUCAAUAUCUCGAAUUGAUUCUACAGAUGAUAAAAGUGAGCUUUCACAGAAAAAACCAUUGUCCAGAUUAACCUCUGUAGAUGAUACUGAUAAACUAAAACGUGGUUCAAUAUCUCGAUUCGAUUCUACAGAUGAUAAAAAUGAAAAAACACAAACCGAACCAUUAUCCAGAUUAACUUCUGUAGAUGAAAAAGAAAAAACACAACGUGGUUCAAUAUCUCGAAUUGAUUCUACAGAUGAUAAAAGUGAGCUUUCACAGAAAAAACCAUUGUCCAGAUUAACCUCUGUAGAUGAUACUGAUAAACCAAAAGGUGGUUCAAUAUCUCGAAUUGAUUCUACAGAUGAUAAAAGUGAGCUUUCACAGAAAAAACCAUUAUCCAGAUACACCUCUGUAGAUGACACUGAUAAAUCUAAACGUGGUUCAAUAUCUAGAUUCGAUUCUACAGGUGAUAAAAGUGAAAAAACACAAAAAGAACCAUUGUCCAGAUUAACUUCUGUAGAUGAAAAAGAAAAAACACAACGUGGUUCAAUAUCUCGAAUUGAUUCUACAGAUGAUAAAAGUGAGCUUUCACAGAAAAAAUCAUUGUCCAGAUUAACCUCUGUAGAUGAAACUGAUAAACCAAAACGUGAUUCAAUAUCUCGAAUUGAUUCUACAGAUGAUAAAAGUGAGCUUUCACAGAAAAAACCAUUGUCCAGAUUAACCUCUGUAGAUGAUACUGAUAAACUAAAACGUGGUUCAAUAUCUCGAUUCGAUUCUACAGAUGAUAAAAAUGAAAAAACACAAACCGAACCAUUAUCCAGAUUAACUUCUGUAGAUGAAAAAGAAAAAACACAACGUGGUUCAAUAUCUCGAAUUGAUUCUACAGAUGAUAAAAGUGAGCUUUCACAGAAAAAACCAUUGUCCAGAUUAACCUCUGUAGAUGAUACUGAUAAACUAAAACGUGGUUCAAUAUCUCGAUUCGAUUCUACAGAUGAUAAAAAUGAAAAAACACAAACCGAACCAUUAUCCAGAUUAACUUCUGUAGAUGAAAAAGAAAAAACACAACGUGGUUCAAUAUCUCGAAUUGAUUCUACAGAUGAUAAAAGUGAGCUUUCACAGAAAAAACCAUUGUCCAGAUUAACCUCUGUAGAUGAUACUGAUAAACCAAAAGGUGGUUCAAUAUCUCGAAUUGAUUCUACAGAUGAUAAAAGUGAGCUUUCACAGAAAAAACCAUUAUCCAGAUACACCUCUGUAGAUGACACUGAUAAAUCUAAACGUGGUUCAAUAUCUAGAUUCGAUUCUACAGGUGAUAAAAGUGAAAAAACACAAAAAGAACCAUUGUCCAGAUUAACCUCUGUAGUAGAAACUGAUAAACCAAAACGUGGUUCAAUAUCUCGAUCCGAUUCUACAGAUGAUAAAAGUGAGCUUUCACAGAAAAAACCAUUGUCCAGAUUAACCUCUGUAGAUGAUACUGAUAAACCAAAACGUGGUUCAAUAUCUCGAAUUGAUUCUACAGAUGAUAAAAGUGAGCUUUCACAGAAAAAACCAUUGUCCAGAUUAACCUCUGUAGAUGAUACUGAUAAACUAAAACGUGGUUCAAUAUCUCGAUUCGAUUCUACAGAUGAUAAAAAUGAAAAAACACAAACCGAACCAUUAUCCAGAUUAACUUCUGUAGAUGAAAAAGAAAAAACACAACGUGGUUCAAUAUCUCGAAUUGAUUCUACAGAUGAUAAAAGUGAGCUUUCACAGAAAAAACCAUUGUCCAGAUUCACCUCUGUAGAUGACACUGAUAAAUCUAAACGUGGUUCAAUAUCUAGAUUCGAUUCUACAGAUGAUAAAAGUGAGAAAACACAAACCGAACCAUUAUCCAGAUUAACUUCUGUAGAUGAAAAAGAAAAAACACAACGUGGUUCAAUAUCUCGAAUUGAUUCUACAGAUGAUAAAAGUGAGCUUUCACAGAAAAAACCAUUGUCCAGAUUAACCUCUGUAGAUGAUACUGAUAAACCAAAACGUGGUUCAAUAUCUCGAUUCGAUUCUACAGAUGAUAAAAGUGAGAAUACAAAACUUGAUUCAAAAAAACUUAAAAGGUUUUUAAGAGAUAAUACUCUGAGUAAUUUAUCGUCUUUUGACGAUAGUGAAAUAGCUGAUAAAAAAUAUAUUUCUCAACAAAACACUGAAUUAUGUAAUGAGUUUCCGGAAUAUUCUAGGGGAGAGUACAGAAAUCGAGUUGCUCCUAAAUUUAUUUCCGGUAUGGAUGACACUGAAACAUUUGAAUCUUUAUCUCAUGCGUUUGAAGUUAAGUUUCGUGGAGCACCAAAACCAGAAGUAAAAUGGUUCAAAGAUGGAAAUGAAUUAUCAAAAACAAGAAAUAUUCAAAUAAUAGAAUCGAAUGAUGAAGAAUGCUAUAAACUUAUAUUAACGGAUUUAAGAGUAGCGGAUUCUGGGUCAUACUGUUGUAAACUGACGAAUGAGGUGGGAGAAACGAUGAAAUCUGCUAAUUUAGUUGUACAAGAUGUAGAACUUCUUCGUGGACCAAAAAUUAAAAAACCUUUAAAAGAUCUUGAAGUUGAAAAAGGCCAAAAAGUGACAUGGGCAUUAACAGUUUUAGCAGACCCUAUACCUGAUGUUGAGUGGACAUGCAAUGGCAAAGAAGUUAAUGCAAACUACUCGGUUAAUUUUAUAGAAAUAGCUAACGGUCUUAAAGAAUGUACUUUCACAAUGACUAUUCCCUCUUCAGAACUCAGUGAUACUGGUGUUUACCUUGUAAAAGCGAAAAAUAAAUUUGAUUUUGCUGAAUGUAGUGCACGGUUAGAUAUUGUUAUGCGGCCAGAAAUUGAAGGAUUUAAAGAUAUUACAGUUAUUCCGUCGAUGGAAGCUAUAUUUGAAGCAAUUAUAAAAGCUGUACCUAGACCUAAAAUUAUUUGGACAGUUAAUGGAAAAGAUUUAUCUGAUCGGAAAAAUGUAGAACUCAUUUCUGAAGAACUAGAAGAAAAAAUUUCGAAAUUUAAAAUAAUUAUUGGUGAUGUAGAACCAGAAGAAUCUGGAGAAUACACUGUUAAAGCUUGGAAUAAAGUAGGCGAAACUACUGCUACAGCACAUCUUAAACUUCAUACUGAAAUCCCUUCUUUUGUUAAAUUACUGGAAGAUAAAACAAUACAAGAAUAUGAAGAAGUUCAGUUAAGCGUAAGAGUUAAUGGUGUUCCAAAACCAAAAGUGACUUGGUAUAAAAAUAAUGAAGUUAUUAUUCCCAAUCUCAGAAUGUCUAUACAUACUAAUGAAGAAGGACAAGUUAAAAGUGUUCUUACUAUUGAUCAUUUCAGUGAAGUGGACGUUGGAAGUUUUUCUGUUAAAGCUGUAAACAUGGUUGGAGAGGCAGAAACAAUAUCUAAAUUAACAAUGGCCCAAAUUAUGCCAUCUUUCGUGAAACCAUUUGAACGAAUUACCGAAGCAGUUGAAGGUUGUCCACUUGAAAUUCAAGCAAGUCUCAUUGGAAGUCCUCGCCCUUCCGUUAAGUGGUACAAAGAUGGCGAAGAACUAAAAGAAGAAAAUUCAGAUGAUAGUGAUGAACAUAAACAUUUAAAAAUAGAAUCAAAUCCAGAUGGAACUAUUUUAUUAAAAAUUGAUAAAGUAGAACCAGGUGAUUGUGGUGCUUAUAAAAUAAUUGCAGUUAAUGACUUUGGGAAAAGUACAACUAACACUGCAUUAGUCGUAAAUGAAACACCAAAGUCACCAGUAAUAAUAAAACAUUCAAAAACUAUUGUAGUAACGGAGGGAGAUACAUUAAAAAUAGAAGCACAAUACGCUGCUUACCCAGCACCUUUAGUUAAGUGGUACAAAGAUGGACACCUUCUUUAUCCAUGUCCACGUAUAGACUUUAUAAUGCUACCAAAUGGUCAUAUAGCGCUUUCAGUUGAAAAAUCUAAACUUGAGGAUAUUGGAACUUACGAAUUAGUAGUAUCAAAUGAUCUUGGAAAGUCGUCUGAAACAAUAGAAGUUACAGUUAUACCAGCUUCAAAGGUACCAGAAUUUAUAAUACCACUUAAAGAUUCAAAAAUUGUUGAGGGAUUUCCAGCAAGAUUUUCAGUUCAGUUAUCUGGAUAUCCAUUACCUGAACUGGCAUGGUUUAUAAAUGGAGUUCCAUUAGUCAUUGAUGGUGAAAAAAUUAAACAUACAAGCAGUCCAGAUGGCAUUCAUCUCAUAAUUGAAAAAACAACUUCAGUACUUACUGGAAAAAUUUCUGUUAUUGCUUCAAAUGUUCAUGGAAAAGCGUCAUCCGAAGCAAAUGUCUUAAUUACAUCAAAAUCAAACUCUAAUGUGAAAGACACUUUACCCUUAUUCUUAAAUGAAUUAAGAGAUACAACUGUUGAAGAAAGCAGUUCAUUGUCAUUAUCAGCUCCUUUCCUAGGAAACCCAAUACCAGAUGUUCAAUGGAUAAAAGAUGGAAAAAUACUACAGCCGUGUAAUAGAAUUCAUUUUUCUUGCGAUGGAUAUAAGGUUGGUCUUGAAAUACUAGACACAAAUACAGGAGAUGCAGGAAAAUAUACCUGCAUACUAGUUAACAAACUUGGUUCAGCCGUAUCUGAUGCUCAAGUUGGUGUACGAAAACUUUAUCAAGCUCCUGUUUUUACACAACGUUUUUCACACAAUCAACAGCUAUUGAACAGAGAUGCUAAAUUUCAUGCAAGAGUCACUGGAGUACCUUCUCCAACAAUUUUGUGGCACAAAAAUGGUCAUCAGCUAAACAAUUGUAAUAAAUAUAAAAUACGUCGCGAUGGAGAGGUUUGUAGUCUAUCAGUUCAUUGUGUAGAAGAAGAUGAUGUAGGUCUUUAUAGCUGUAUAGCUACUAAUAGAGAUGGAACAGCUACUUGCGAAGCUCAACUUUCAAUAGCUCCAAAGAUUAUUGAUAAGUCUAGAAAACUAGAACCUCCGUCAUUUAUGAAAAAAAUUGGAGAUUGUGAAAUUUAUGAUGGUAUGACUGCAAAGUUCACUGCAUGCGCUACUGGAUGGCCAGAGCCCGAAUAUGAAUGGUUCUUCGAUACAAAUAGGCUGUACGAAACUGAGCGUAUAAGAAUGGAAAAGGAAGAUAACGGAUUACUUCGAUUAAAAAUUUUACAUGCUGAUUCUCUUAUUGAUUCUGGUCGAUAUAAAUUACGAAUUUUCAAUCCCCAUGGCGAAGCAUACUGUGAAGCAAGCAUUCUAUUUGACAACGGACUAGAUUCUCGUUCAAAACGUCCUGUGGGAGAACUUUACAAAGAUUUCGAUCGCUACCGUGCUACUGGCGCACCUUUGCCAUUACCAGAUCCACCGAUAAUAAGCCGUAUGACAGAUAGACAAGUAACAUUAUCCUGGAAACCAUCCAUACCUAUUUCUCCUCGAGCUCCAGUCACUUACCUAGUAGAAUUGGAGGAACAACCUAAAGGCGAAUGGACUACAGUCAGAGCUGGUAUAAGAGGAAACGUUUGUGAUAUAAACAAUCUUGUUCCAUUUAGGGAUUAUAAAUUUAGAAUUAGAGUUGAAAAUAAUUAUGGUGUUAGUGAUCCUUCACCAUUUGUCUUAACAUUCAGGGAAAAACUUGAACUAGCACCACCUAAAUUUACUCCAUAUUUACCAAAAGAAACUAAAUUCAAUCCAGAAUUAUCACCUUACUUUCCGAAAGAUUUUGAUAUCGAGAGACCUCCUCAUGAUAAUUAUGCUCAGGCUCCGAGAUUUUUACAUCAAGAACAUGAUACACAAUAUGGAGUCAAAGGUCAUAAUGUCAACUUAUUUUGGUUCGUAUAUGGUUAUCCAAAACCAAAAAUGCAGUUCUACUUCGAUAAUCAACUUAUAGAAAUGGGGGGUCGUUAUGAUUCAAGUUACACUAGAAAUGGUCAAGCAACGUUAUUCAUUAACAAAAUGCUAAAUCGAGAUAUUGGUGUGUAUGAAGCUGUCGCUACCAACGAACACGGAACAGCAAAACAAAGAGUUCGAUUACAAAUUGCAGAGUAUCCUAAAUUUAUUAAAAGACCUGAGGAGGCAUUUGUAACUUUACGUAAAAACUGUAAGUUAGAAGCUCGAAUAGUUGGUGUUCCAUAUCCAGAAAUUAAGUGGUACAAAGAUUGGCAACCUCUAGUAAAUUCUGCAAGAAUUCAAAUUGAACAAGUAGAACCAGAUGUAUGUAUUUUGCGAAUAGAAGAUGUUAUCAUGAAAGAUGCAGGAUUGUAUAGUAUAAGUGCUCGAAAUCUAGCUGGCUCUAUAUCUACUUCUGUAGCAAUUCAUAUUGAAGACCGAGAAUCUGACUAUUUUAAUAAUGGUAAAUCAGAAACUAAAUGGAAACGAAAGGAUAUAUCAGAUUUAUACGACAUUGGUGACGAAUUGGGAAGAGGAACGCAAGGUGUUGUUUAUCACGCUGUUGAACGGUCAACUGGCAAAAAUUACGCUGCUAAAAUUAUGCAUGCGAAAGGAGACUACUUAACUAAAUUUAUGGAUAAUGAAAUAAAAAUAAUGAGUGAAUUAAGUAAUCGGCGAAUAAUUCGUAUACAUGAUGCUUUACAGUCACAAAAAACAUACGGUAUCAUCACUGAACUUGCUGGAGGUGGUGAGAUAUUGGAUGUUCUUACCAAACAUUCGUUUUUGACUGAAUAUGAUGUAUCUUUAUACAUCAUUCAACUAUUAAAAGCCUUGAAAUAUAUGCAUGACUUUGAUAUAGCUCACUUAGGUUUAACACCAGGAGAUAUACUAUUAUCUCAUCCAGGUGCAAAUACAAUCAAAUUAUGUGAUUUUGGACUUAGUAAAAAAAUAAACAGAAGAAAAUUAGAGCCAGUUGAAUACGGCAUGCCAGAGUUUAUUUCACCUGAAAUAGCUAAAGGAGAAGGAGUUGAUUUAUACUCUGACAUGUGGUCAAUUGGAAUUAUUACUCACUUGUUAUUGACUGGCACAUCACUUUUCCGUUGUGUUAAUGAUGCCGAUACUCUAGACAGAGUUAAAAAUGGCUCAUAUACACUCAGCACAAAAAUAAGCUCGCUCGCAAGAGAUUUCAUAUCAAAACUUUUAGUAAUAAAUCCAAAUGAUCGUUUAGACGUAAUAAAGGCUUUACAGCAUCCAUGGUUACAACUCGGUGAAGAUAUACCAGUAGACGCUGAAAAAAUCAAUACAGAUUCUCUUAGAAAUUAUUACAAUAAUUUCAAGGAUUGGUACAGUAAUUCUUCCUGUAAAAAUUGGUACAGGCGUAGGCCAUUGUCAUCAGCUUACAGCCAUCCAUCAAAAAUGAUAUACCCUCCAGGUUUAAAAUGUACACCCAGUCCAUCACCUGAACCUGAACCACCAAAACAAAAGAAACAUGUACCGUGUUGGAAGGAUAAAAUCCCUGAUAAAGAUAAAGAAAUAGUCAACACAGAUAUUGGAAUUAUUAAAUCAGAAAGCCACUAUCAAUACGGUCCAGAUACUUAUUUAUUACAACUAAGGGAUACAAAUUUCCCUGUACGUUUAAGAGAAUACAUGAAAGUUGCUGGUAAAAGCUUAACCGGUCGAGGAGGAAGUGAAUCACAUUUAGACUGGGAGACUCCUGUUAUUCGCGAGAGAAGGCGAUUUACUGACAUAAUGGAUGAAGAAAUAGAAGAUGAACAAAAAGCAAGGAUAAGUCAGUAUGGCGCUGAUGUUUAUACGCUGAGAAGACUUAAACAAGAAAUUGGAUCACGACCUACUGCUCAUGUGGAAGCUGAAGCUAUUUUAGAGUCGCGAAUAGAUGGACAACCUCCAUUCUUUAGAGAAAAACCACAAAAACUACCUAUAGAACCAGAAAAACCAGCUGAUUUAAUGUGCUUAGCAGUUGGUGUUCCAAAACCUAUUGUUCAAUGGUUUAAAAAUGAUGUAGUUUUAACAGAAAGUCAUAGAAUUAAAAUGUUAGAAGAUAACGAUGGAAGAUCAAUUCUUAGACUGGAUCCAGCUACAGAGUUAGACUUGGGUAUUUAUAAAGUUGUAGCCAGAAAUAAAUUUGGCCAAACUACUGCACGAGCUCGACUUGUUCAUGCUCGAGAACCCGGAAUUAUGGAAGUUCCAAUAGUAAAAGAGUUUUCUGAUACCGAAAUACUUUUACAAUGGGAUCAUCCAAAAUCUGAUGGAAAUGCUCCUAUUUUAUGUUAUCAAUUAGAAAUUCGUGAAAAUGAAGGAGAAUGGGAUUUAGUGGCUAAAAAUAUUGACCAUGAAUUUUGGUUUAUGCAAAAUCUGAGACCCUACACCAAUUAUGAAUUCAGAUUAGCAGCUAUGAACCGUAUUGGAUGGGGACCUAUUGGACCCUCAUCAGAAUUGGUCCGAACUAAUUUUCCUGAUUGUCCAAAGAUACAAGUACCUCCAGCAAUGCUUAAUCUUCAAAUAAUAACUGAGAGUGGUCGUGAAAUUAUUGGAGAUGAACCACAUAACAAACUAGAUUAUACAUUGGAGUAUAAACCAACAGAAUGGGUUGAACAGCCUCCUAUUGAAAAGUAUCGUUUUAUUUCCGAAAUUGCUAGAGGUCGAUUCUCAGUUGUUCUUAAAGGAAUAAAUACUUCUAAUGAGUCUAUAAUUGUAGCCAAACUAAUUGAGGUAACAUCUUCCACUGAAUCUGUUAUUAAACAUGAAUUUAAUACAUUUUGUACAUUAAAACACGAACGUUUGGCGUAUUUAAUUGAAGCAUUCAAGUUAGAAAAUGCACCAGUUGCUGUUUUCAUUCAAGAAAAACUUCAAGGUGCUGAUAUUUUAACAUAUUUAUCAACGAAAGAUUACUAUUCUGAACAAAUGAUUGCCACUAUUGUUACACAAAUAUUAGAUGGACUACAAUAUUUACAUUGGCGAGGAUAUGCUCAUCUAAAUUUACAACCAGAUAACAUAGUCAUGGCAUCAGUAAGAAAUAUUCAAGUUAAACUCAUAGAUUUCGGAUGCGCUCAAAAAGUCAGUAAACUUGGUGCUAUUGUUAAAACUGAUAGUGUGUUAGAAUUUACUGCACCUGAAAUCCUUUGUGACGAACCAGCUUUUCCAUAUUCAGAUGUAUGGUCACUUGGCGUGAUCGCUUACAUAUUACUUUCUGGAAUGUCUCCAUUCCGGGGAGCCAGCGAUAUUGAAACUAGACAAAACAUUACUUUUGUUAGGUAUAGAUUUGAAUAUUUAUACAAGGAUUUAUCUCAAGAAGCGACCAGAUUUUUAAUGUUAUUGUUCAAAAGGACUCCAACAAAAAGACCUUCAGCAGAAGAAUGUCAUGAACAUAGAUGGCUUUUACCUACUGAAUAUAUGAUUAAAAAGAGAGAAAAAACUAUGUUUCAUUCAUACAAGUUACAACUUUUUACGAAAGAGUAUCAUGAAAAGCGAACAAAGGAAGCAACUUCUUCGCAAAAACUAUUGGAUGUUUUAGGAUCAAGACAUAUAGGACUUGGUCGAUCAAAUAGUGUAGUUGAUGAAUUAUUGAUAUUCAAAUAAACCUUAUAGAAAUUCAUUUUUCUUGUUUUUGUUAUGUACAUUAUUUAUAUUUUCUAAAUGUACAAUUAAUAGACUUUUUCAAGAUAUAUCAUGUUAAUUUUAAUUCUUGUUAAACUAUUGUUAAAUAUAACCUAAAAUGUUACCAGUGUAUUCUGUAAAUUAUAAAAUACAUAAUUGUUAAUAAAA
This is a messenger RNA of Daktulosphaira vitifoliae (grape phylloxera), 19515 nucleotides long. RefSeq names its product obscurin (gene Obsc). Gene Ontology annotation, molecular function: protein kinase activity; ATP binding; protein binding. Gene Ontology annotation, biological process: protein phosphorylation. The transcript has 59 exons. NCBI's taxonomy places the organism in Eukaryota, Metazoa, Arthropoda, Insecta, Hemiptera, Phylloxeridae. The record is from RefSeq and is a predicted model, not a curated record. Bases 130 to 19329 code for a protein of 6399 amino acids.